CACUCUUAACAGUUCAAAAGGAGGUUUCUGUUACCACAUCAGUUUCAUUGUGGGGGUUAGCGUGCUGUUUUAGCACAGUGAGAACAUAUACGUGGAUGGCAAGCAUGGGCAUUGUAUUUGACAGUUAAUAGGUCUCUCACCUGUUGACAAGUGGACAUCAACAGUUAGCUUUACACAAACAAGGUUGUCGAUCAUUAUAGUCCCUCAGGCAACUUGGACAUUUUCUGCUGGCUAAACACGUUUAUCUGCCAAUGGGUUUGGAUGUUCAGGAUAAUCUGUUAUCUGAAUGUUGAUGCAUUCUGUUUCUAACAAUUUAAAGUGGUUUUGAAGUUUCUAGGUCCUUUUGUCUAGGAACUAUUGAAAUGGAAAGAAUUUGUAACCUGUAAUUUGUUGACGGCCCCUAACCACUUCCAUUGACUAAGCGGAAAAUAGGGAAGAGUCGGGGAAAUAAGACGAUACGAGACUGGGUGUGUGAAUAUCUGUCUAAAUGUCUGAAUAUCCAACGUUGUAAAGACCGUUGCAUUGUGUCUCAAAACCCCGGGACAAAGGGGGAAAGGGUCGGUGAGACUGGGUGUCCGAAUGUCAGUUGAAUAUUAAACUUAAAACCAACUUCACCUCGGUUUGUGCAGCUUGCACUCAGAACCCCAGAGUCCGUACUCUUCAUUGUAAUAGCGUUCAAGAGCGAAGUUUUCAUCACGACGUCAGUUUGAAAUUCCGCGUUUCGGUGUACAUUACCAGACCCUGAACCCAAAAAGGAAGAAAAAUAACAUUGCCUAUUCAAUGAGUAAUUGAAAUCCAAACGUUCAGUCGGACCCACUUUUGACGCCACAUUGUUUUCAGAACGAAGUUGGGUGGUCUCCUGUCUGCACUAAGCCGUGUGGACGACCAAGGUGUGGAAACAAAACCUCCAUUGAAAAUUGAUCUGAAGGAAGAGAUGGCCAAGAGAGAGGACAGUGAAAAGAUAGUCAUCAAUGUUGGUGGCGUGCGGCACGAAACCUAUAAGAGCUGCCUUAAGACCUGGCCCGGCACCCGGUUGGCCCGCUUAGCGGAAUCUCUCUCAGAUGGCGAUGACGCGGAACCUGGUUCAAUCGGCGAGUUUUUCUACGACCGAGACCCAGGUAUGUUUACCUACAUACUAAACUACUACAGGACCGGAAGUCUCCAUUGCCCGCCCAUGGUUUGUGGCUGCCUGUUCGAGAAGGAGCUGGCCUUCUGGGGGAUCAAUGACGCGGGCAUGGAGGCCUGCUGUUGGGUGUCUUACUGUUCCCACAGAGACAGAAUUGAAACCCUCCGCAAACUGGGACCGUCCGAUCACGAGCAACAGGACGGACACAACCUCCUCCUGCUCGGCCCUGAAUGCAGGGAGGCUUCACGGAGGUCAAAGAUAUGGGCCCUUUUUGAUGAUCCAUACUCAUCCAAGGCUGCAGAGGUCAUUGCUGUCAUAUCCCUCAUCUUCAUCCUGGUCUCCAUCAUCAACACCUGUGCAGGUACGCAUCCGUUUUUCCAUGAAUUCCAGGUGGUCCAUGUGGCGGUGACAGCUGACUACAUCAUGGAGAACGACACAGUGGAACCCGUGCCUUCUAAAGUGUUUUUCGUGGUGGAAGCUGUUUGCGUGGCUUGGUUCACCUUUGAGUUCCUGGUUCGCGUCGUCUGCUGCCCGGUCAAGCUGCUCUUCGUCAGCAAUCCGCUCAACAUCGUCGACUUUGUGGCCGUCCUUCCUUUCUACCUUGAAGUGAGGCCCGAGUUCCUCCCCAGCAGCAUCAGGUGCAUUCUGGGAAUGGUGCGAGCGGUGCGCUUCCUCCGCCUUCUGCGGGUGUUCAGACUGAUGCGAGACGUCGUGUGUGUGCAGGUCCUGAGACACACUCUGCGGGCCAGCCUCGGCUACUUCUUCAUCAUCUCCGCUUUCCUGGGGGUGGCCUCAUUCAUGUUUGGCUCCUUAUUCUUCUAUGCCGAGAGCCUUUUGGACACUGUAGACAUGAAUGUCCAUGAUAUUUCCGGUAGUGCCUGGUGGGCAGUGAUAUCCAUGACUACCCUUGGCUACGGCGACAUCAUUCCAAUAACUUGGCCUGGCAAGGUAGUUGGAGGCCUGUGUGCUGUGACGGGUGUGCUGACCCUCGCCCUGCCUGUUCCUGCCUUGGUGAACAACUUCCGGAUAUACCACGAGUUGGUUACAGCUAAACGUAAACUGUCAACGAAGAGGAGGUACAACCCUGACCUAAAUGUUCCAGUGGCCUCAACCUCCGGUGACUUGUAUCACACCCAGGGUUCUGGCUGCCCUCUGGUGACUGAAUCAAUCCACUAAGAGGUGCCAUACUCAUCAUGACAGGGAAAAGUAUGAUGAUUCCUCCUGGUAGGAUUGCUCCUGGUGGGUUGCUCUAGGUGUGAUGGUAAAGUCUUCUGCGCUGUAAAACCCUGGAAGAGGCUGCCAUUCGGAGUCCUGAAUACCACCAUGACUGCACCACUAUAUCACAAAAACCGGUGACGAUGCAAGUGUUUUGCACUGUUACCUGAUUCAGGCUGAAAGUCACAUGCUUCGAACAGUGUAACCCACUACACAUUGUACAGUGCAAAUUAACAGUACUCAUUAUUUUAAUCGUAAUCAUUAUUUUAAUUUCAUUAUAAUUAAAUCAGCAAUGGGGUUCAGAUAUACUACUAUAAGGAGUUAUAAUGUAUUUACGUGUCAUCUGUUUAUAUACUGUUUGAUAAUAACUAACCAAAAUGAAACUCUUUUGAUUGCAAAUGAACUCUUACAAUGUAGCACUAACACAUAAUUACUGUUGUUUAACCUCAAUUAUGCUAUCAUCUAUGUAACUAUCUCUGAAUUUAUCAUUUUUAAUAAUUACCAUAUUGUGACAGUCAUUGGAAUUUCUCUCAAGUAAAUAAACAACAAAUGAAGAUUGAUUUGUUUGACGAUACGCUUAGUAACAUUAGAAUCUUUAUUUGCUAAUGCAUUGGUUAUUGGGUCCAUUUUGUCUGAAAUUGUGAACCAUGCUCUUCAGAGUUUUUUUUACUUUACAAAUGUAGGUACAACUGGCUCAUUUAACCUGAGUGUGAAGGUUGCUGGACAGUUUUAUAACUUAUGAUCAGAUUUUUCUAUCAUAUUUUUCUAUUUCUUUCUGUUUUAUAUCAAAUGAGCAAGGCAUUGAGCAAUUUCCAUAUUAAUAUUAAGUCCAUACUGAUUUCCAAUUUCCAUAUUAGGUUUUCAACAGGGUGCCCUUAAGCGUACUAGGUACCUUAAAGGUAAAGGUACUUGCUCAGAUAGACUCUAGAAUCUCCCCCAUCCCCAGUCCACGACUGCAAUCCCCGGCUAAAAUCCCACCCCCUGGUCUGCAAUUUCAGCAUUCAACAGCAUUCAUGCAAUUUGUAGUUGUCCAUGACCAUGAAAUGCACUUUAGUACGUCACUUUUGAUAAAAGCGUCUGCUAAAUGAAUGGAGGAGAGGAACUGCCAGGCAGUGCUGUCUGGCACCAAAAACCAGCAUAGAAAAACAACAUAGAAUUGCGCUAACUGAUCCUGGAUCAUUGAUCGGGAGGCAUGAAGUUCCUGGACCUGUGAGACAAUUGCAACAAGGUCUGACACUCUUAACAGUUCAAAAGGAGGUUUCUGUUACCACAUCAGUUUCAUUGUGGGGGUUAGCGUGCUGUUUUAGCACAGUGAGAACAUAUACGUGGAUGGCAAGCAUGGGCAUUGUAUUUGACAGUUAAUAGGUCUCUCACCUGUUGACAAGUGGACAUCAACAGUUAGCUUUACACAAACAAGAUUGUCGAUUAUUACAGUCCCUCAGGCACCUUGGACGUUUUCUGCUGGCUAAACAUGUUUAUCUGCCAAUGGGUUUGGGUGUUCGAGAUAAUCUGUUAUCUGAAUGUUAAUGCAUUCUUUUUCUAACUUAUUUUUUGCAUCCUUAAUAAAAACUGGAUUGCACUAGCAUUUCAUUUUC
Messenger RNA from Anguilla anguilla (European eel), 3936 nucleotides. RefSeq names its product potassium voltage-gated channel subfamily C member 4-like. Gene Ontology annotation, molecular function: delayed rectifier potassium channel activity; protein binding. The record is from RefSeq and is a predicted model, not a curated record. The transcript has 4 exons. Gene Ontology annotation, cellular component: voltage-gated potassium channel complex; neuronal cell body membrane; axon. Bases 935 to 2302 code for a protein of 455 amino acids. Gene Ontology annotation, biological process: protein homooligomerization; potassium ion transmembrane transport. NCBI's taxonomy places the organism in Eukaryota, Metazoa, Chordata, Actinopteri, Anguilliformes, Anguillidae.